This is a messenger RNA of Linum trigynum, 1368 nucleotides long. Lineage: Eukaryota; Viridiplantae; Streptophyta; Magnoliopsida; Malpighiales; Linaceae. The record is from the annotation of a GenBank genome assembly.
GCCUACACUUUCGAUCGAUCGAUAUCUUUCUCAUCAACAAAGCUGUCCGCCAUUUCCUCCUCCUACUACGUCCAGCUAGCAAAAAACAAAAAACAAAAAAUGGCGACUCACCAAAUGAUCGCCUUCCUUCUCCUCGCUCUCUCCAUUAUUACUGAAGCUUCCUCCUCCACCAUCGUGAACCCGUCAUCUCAAUGCUACACUUCCCUCUUCAGCUUCGGAGACUCCGCCACCGCCGCCGGCAUCUACACCAAAGACCUCGCCCCGGGAACCGAAUCCCCGCACUGCGCAUUCACGCCCUACGGCGAGACCUACUUCCACCGCCCCACCGGCCGGUGCAGCGACGGCCGGAACAUCGUCGACUUCCUCGCUCAGCACCUCGGCCUCCCCUUGCUCCCUCCUUAUCACGGAGAGUACCCGAGCGCCAACUCCACUUCUUUCCUCCAGGGUGCCAACUUCGCCGUCGUCUCCGCCACCGUCUUGGACUUUGAGUUCCUCAAGGGCAGAGGCAUCGUCAGCUGCCAAAACUGCUCGCUCAGCGUCCAGCUGGCAAGGUUCAAGACCCUGCUUGGGACGCUGUGCUCCACUCCUUUGGAAUGCAGAGAGUAUCUGAAGAGCUCCCUCAUCUUGCUCGGAGAAAUCGGCGGCGUCGACUACAUGCGCGCGGCUUUCGAGAAUCUGGAUUCUGGCGGGGAUGUCGUCGAGGAGCUGAUGCCGAUCGUGGUCGGACGAAUCGGAUCGGCUAUCGAAGAGAUGAUCAAGCUUGGAGCGGUUCAUUUCCUAGUCCCCGGGGACUUCCCAAAGGGUUGUUUCCCCGCCUACCUCACGCAAUUUCAGACCACCAACCGGAGCGACUACGACGCUCUCACCGGCUGCCUGAUCCGUCACAACGGCGUCUCCAGCAGCCACAACGCAAUGCUUCGUGACGAAAUCCAACGGGUGCAAAACCUCCAUCCCGACGUCAGCAUCCACUACGCGGAUUACUAUGGGCCCUCGAUUCGGAUGCACCAGGACCCGAUUAAGUACGGGAUGGGCCGAGCGACGGUAAACCAGGCCUGUUGUGGAGCGGGCGGGCCGUACAAUUACGACCCGUCGGCGGUGUGCGGACGGCCGGGGGCAGUUGCCUGUGAGGAUCCGAAGAGUUACGUGAUGUGGGAUGAUCAUCACUGCACCGAGGCGGCGAAUGCGGUGAUUGCAGCGGAGGUGGUGCGAGGCCCGUCGUUCGGCUUGGGUUGCGGCCGCGGGAAGCAACCGGCGCCGGAAAGUUUCACUGCGGCGGAAUGAUGGUUAUAAAACUUGUGCGGCGGUUAAGAUAAGAAUUCACAUAUUUGUAAUGGGAAAAGCGGGGCGUAAUGAAUAAAAAAAUUAUAU